GAUUAGAAAAACUCUAGUUAAGGAAAUGUGUGGUUAAUAAAGAAGCAACCGAACCUCGUUGGGUUUAUUUACUUCUUCUUCUUCUACUUCUACUACCACUGCUACUUUUUUUUUCUUAUCGUCAUCAUCAUCCCCAUCUUCAAUCAUGCAGUCCCAUCUCUCUACAUUGUCUUUUCUGUUUCUCACUUUCCGACCAUUUUAAUGGAAUUCCUUUCUUUAUUACCACCCAUAAACCAUAACAACAAAAACAAAAAACCUAACCUUAAAUCUAACCCAAUUACAUUAAUCCUAUGUUAGUAGUUUAAACUUAAACAACAACCAUUUUCUUUUAAGAAAAAGAAAAUCAGUCAUGGAUUCAGCGAUUAAAACUCCUCCAUCUGAUACUGAAGUUGUCAUCACAACUCCACCACCAACAAAAUCCUUCACUAAUGGUGUGUUAAAACGACACCACCACCAUCAACCGCAACCAACAUCAGCAGCUAUUGUUGUAUACAGAGAAUGUCUCAAAAAUCAUGCAGCAAGUUUGGGUGGUCGUUCGUUAGAUGGAUGUGGAGAAUUCAUGCCAUCGCCGAAUACGAACUUAAGCGAUCCAACUUCAUUAAAAUGUGCAGCUUGUAAUUGCCAUCGCAACUUUCAUCGUCGUGACCCUGAAGAAGGUACUCACAUCAUUGAAUAUCGUCAUCAUCAAGCACCGCCUGUUCUUCCAAUACCACAGCAACAACAACCAGGAGAUCAAGAAGGAGGAAAUGUUAGUCCUAGCUCAUCAGACUCGCCACCUCCGAUUUCAUCUGCUUACAAUUAUCCAAACUCAUCUGCACCACAUAUGUUGCUUGCUUUAAGAACAGGAGGGUUACCUGGAGUUCCAUCGGAUAACAAUCAUCAAAUGAUGAUGGCUGGUGGCAAGAUGAGUACUACCACCACAACAACAAUUGGGGGAUUAACUAGUCCUAAUACUAAUGGAAAUGUUAGUAAUGGUAGUGGUAGAAAGAGAAUUAGGACUAAAUUUAGUCAAGAACAAAAGGAUAAGAUGUAUUUGUUCUCAGAAAGAUUGGGUUGGAAAUUACAGAAAAGAGAUGAAGGAAUUAUUGAUGAAUUCUGUAAUGAAAUUGGUGUGGAAAGAGGAAUCUUGAAGGUUUGGAUGCAUAAUAAUAAGCAUACUUUUGGGAAAAUUAGAGACUCUAGUACUACUCCGAGUACUAUCACUACUACUUCAGCUCCUCAUGUCACUAGUCUUAACAAUAACAACAAUAAUCACCACCAAAAUCAUCAUCCUCAUCAGAAUCAACCCCAGAAUCAGAAUCACCACUACAAUAAUGGUGGUGGUGGUGGUGGAGUGGGUAGCGGUGGUGGGAGUGUGCUUCAUCAUAAUCACCACCAUGAGGUUCAGGUUACUGCUAAUUGUUCUUCUUCGUCAUCUUGAGACUUAAUUAAUUAAUUAAGAGUAGCAUGUACUAUGUUUUUCUAUUUUAGGACGAGUCAUUAGAAAGAGUUGUACUUAAUUAGUAAGUUCUUUUCUAUUUGGAUUAACUCCUCUUUUCGUAUACUGUUUGUACUUUGAUUUAGCUUUAAUUGGUUAUUAAUUAAUUAACUAAUCAAUUAUUGCUAACUUCGUCAUUGGAGAUUGGAGAAGAGAAGAAGAGAAGAAAGGAGAAAAGAAUAAAAAGGGAAUUUUGUUUUUCGCCAGUAUAUUUUUAUGCUUUGUUUAUCGAGUUCUCAAAGUACUUAAUGAGUUAAUGUUAAUGAUACGCAAUAAAUUAGUACUAAUUCUUUUUGGGUUA
This is a messenger RNA of Papaver somniferum (opium poppy), 1778 nucleotides long. Its product is annotated as zinc-finger homeodomain protein 11-like. The record is from RefSeq and is a predicted model, not a curated record. The transcript has a single exon. Gene Ontology annotation, molecular function: DNA-binding transcription factor activity; transcription cis-regulatory region binding. The coding region runs from base 350 to 1420 and encodes 356 amino acids. Gene Ontology annotation, cellular component: nucleus. Gene Ontology annotation, biological process: regulation of developmental process; regulation of DNA-templated transcription. Lineage: Eukaryota; Viridiplantae; Streptophyta; Magnoliopsida; Ranunculales; Papaveraceae.